Messenger RNA from Daphnia magna, 1836 nucleotides. RefSeq lists its product as uncharacterized. The transcript has a single exon. The coding region runs from base 1 to 1836 and encodes 611 amino acids. The record is from RefSeq and is a predicted model, not a curated record. Lineage: Eukaryota; Metazoa; Arthropoda; Branchiopoda; Diplostraca; Daphniidae.
AUGGAGAUCCGAAAUCGUUACCCUCAUCUCAAAGACGUAAAAUUGGUUGAUGUUGGAGAACCAACCAUCCUUAUUGGAGCGGGAAACCAAUGGCUGCACUUACGUCUCGAUGAAAGACUACCUCCUGUUGGAACCGACGCUCUCUUUGGUUUAUUGACGCCAUUUGGUUGGACUUGCGUUGGCGAUCUAACAUUAGGGACGCAGCAGCAUGAUUCAACGGUUUGUCGUUCAAACAAACCACUGAUGACGGUGCAAAAACUCUGCUACCUUGUACAAGAAUCACCGAAGGAAGCACUACUUUUACGUCAAGUCGAGAAAUUGUGGGAAACGGAAAGCUUUCCAAUUGUAACUCCGGCUCAACCGCUAGAAUCAACCGAGGAUAAACUAGCGAGGAAGAAACUCGAUGCAACUAUUCAAUUCGACGGAGCCAGGUAUGAAGUAGGUCUACCAUGGGUUUCAGAUGCUAUCGCAUUACCCGACAAUUACAAUAGUGCAUUGCGUCGACUUUUCUCUAUCGAAAACAAAUUCGUUCACAAUUCUAAUUUUGCUGAGAGAUACAAAGCCGUAAUCGAUGACUAUGUGGCAAAGGGAUUCGUGCGGCCUCUCAAGGAAAGUGAAUUGAAGGGCACCUUUGGGAGAAAUUGGUACCUUCCCCAUCAUGGAGUCGUAAAUCCUCGAAAACCCGAAAAGGUUAGGGUGGUCUUCGACGCUUCGGCCAAGUACCAAGGAAUUGCACUUAACGAAGUUCUGGUAAAGGGUCCCAACCUUAUCAACGAUAUAGGUGCUACCCUUCUACUCCUUAGAGAAAAGCCGGUGUCCCUAUCUGGGGAUAUUCAGUUAAUGUUUCUUCAAGUUGGCGUGAAGAAAGAAGACCGUUCCGCUCUACGAUUCCUGUGGCGUACACCUGGUUCUCGAAAAAGACCCACCGUAUAUGAAAUGCAGCGGCAAAUCUUUGGAUCGGUUUCAUCCCCUUUUAUCUGCUCCCAAGUGCUUCGACAUAUUGCUGACCUACAUCGUGAAGAAUUUCCUGAAGCCGCUGAACGAGUCUACAAGAGCUUCUAUGUAGAUAACCUUCUGAAUUCUUUUUACACCGAAGAGGAGGCUAGUCGAGCGAUUAAAGACUCAAAAGCAUUGUUGAAAAGGGGAGGAUUUCAUCUGAACCAAUGGCUCUCUUCAUCUCGACGGGUACUGUCUCGUGUUCCAGAAGGUGAUCGUAAUCAACCUCGCCUGAAUUUGGAUCUAGAAGAUUUACCUACGGAGAGAACCUUAGGCGUUUUAUAUGACAGCGAAAACGACAGCUUCAUUUUUAAUGUUAAAACCGACGUCGAAGCGAGCACUAAGCGUCGGAUCUUGAGUGCAUUGUCCACCUUGUAUGACCCACUGGGGUUCUUAACACCAGUGAUCCUAAGCGCCAAAAGAAUUCUACAAGAAUUGUGGCUUGUCGGUGUUUACUGGGAUGACCAAGUUCCCGAACUAAUUCAACACCAGUGGAACAAAUGGACGACUAAUCUUAGCCAGCUCGAAGCAUUCAAGGUACCGCGAGCGUUAACUUCGUCCAGUGACAUCCAAGACAUUCAGCUGCAUGCCUUUUGCGAUGCAUCCACCGUCGGGUUUGGCUCUGUAGUAUACCUACGAAUAGUCUACCACAAUAAUAUCGUCGCCGUAAAUUUCGUUACGUCAAAUUCCCGCGUGGCACCCCUUCGUCCGCUGACUGUUCCGAAAUUAGAACUCCAAGGAGCAGUUGUGGCACUAUGCCUUGUGAAGUUCGUCCAAUCGAUCCUGCGUAUUCCAAUCAAUCAAAUCAUCUAUUGGUCUGAUUCUAAAACUGUCCUUUAG